CAGAAGUGAGGAGAAAAGGUGAGAAGAAAUCAGAGAGAGUGAGAUGGAGGGAGAUAAUGGGAAUGGAGAGGAGAUGGUACCGGGGCCUUGCUUGAGUGGGUACGUGGACGACGGCAGCACAGAGAGCCACAGAUACUAUCUGUCACGCAGAACCGUGCUGGAGAUGUUAAGGGACAGAGGCUAUUCCGUUCACCCCUCCGAAAUCGACCUCUCUCUCCAAGACUUCCGAGCCCUUCACGGCCAAACCCCCGACGUUGAUCGCCUUCGCUUCUCCGCCGCUCACCCCUCUGACCCUUCCGACAGGAUUCUGGUCAUCUACUGUGGGCCUGGUAUAGUGAAGGUUAAUGUUAUCCGUGGGCUGCACAGUCAGAUUACUAAUAAAGACACUUUGACUGGGCUCAUAUUAAUUCUUCAAAGCCAAAUAACAAGCCAAGCUCUGAAAACUCUGGAUCUUUAUCCAUUUAAAGUGGAAAUGUUCCAGAUUACUGAUUUGCUUGUUAAUAUAACGAAGCAUGUCUUGAAGCCAAAGCAUCAGGUCUUGACUGAACGAGCAAAACAAAAUCUUCUGAGGAAGUAUAACAUAGAAGAAAAGCAGCUUCCUCGAAUGUCGCAAAAGGAUGCAAUUGCGAAGUAUUAUGGACUUGAAAGGGGUCAAGUGGUGAAAGUUAUCUACUCGCGUGAUAUCACUAAAGCACAUGUUACAUACCGUUGUGUUUGGUGAUGUAUUUUCUGGGUUCUUCUCGAAGGAACAAAUCCUUUCUAGUUUAUGUGUGGUGAUAGUAGACAAUUUCUAUUCAUCAUUUUCUGUCAUGUGGGUGAUAGUAAGUGGUCUCGUAUUAGUUAUCUGUAGUGUAAUGUUAAGUGGUUUUAUGAACUUACAAAAUACUGUUGUAUUGUGAAAUGCUCAUAUCCAUGAGCACCCCAACUGAUCAAUUUCAUGUAGUGAAUUCCCACCAUAAUAGGGACUUGGUUGUGUUCCUUCAA
Molecule: messenger RNA, 984 nt
Organism: Rosa chinensis
Lineage: Eukaryota; Viridiplantae; Streptophyta; Magnoliopsida; Rosales; Rosaceae
Product: DNA-directed RNA polymerase V subunit 5A
Exons: 4
Coding region: 44-721 (225 amino acids)
Biological process (GO): DNA-templated transcription
Molecular function (GO): DNA-directed RNA polymerase activity; DNA binding
Source: RefSeq, a predicted model, not a curated record